GGAGCAACCAUCACGCGCCUCCGCGUCCCCUCACGGCGGCGCGUGACCCUGACGCGCUCCAGUUGCGCAGGUCACAUCCAGAUGUGCGUCUUGCUCUGAACCAAUCAGGUGCGGAGGGGGGGUGAGGGUGAGGAUGAUGAUGGAGCGCGGCCCCCGCACGCAGGGAGUCUCAUCGUGAAGAGGAGGUGCGCGGCCUGAGGAGAUCCCGCCUCGUGCUCCCGGAUCAGAGCUUUCUGUGGGAUCAGUUCGGUUCCGGUUCGGUUUGCUGGUUUUCCUGCGGUACCUCAGCGCGCACGCGCUCAGCGCACCUCUGUCAGCAGGUGAUGAAGGGAGCGCGCGCGGUGACGCGGCCAGAGUCUGAACGGAGGCGCUGAGGCGGACCGAACCGAACCGAACCGGACACAGCGGUGUUCGGGUUGGGAGGAGUCAACCCGGUUCAGCGGAUCCAGGGAGCGAUUCUCCUGGUUUGGAUCGGAACCAGGUUUAAGGCGGCGCCCGUAAAGGACAUGAGGCAGCAGAGGGAGUCGUCCUCCAUCGGGCAGAGCGCGGCUGGAUGGCAGCAGGAACGGCCGUCCCACAGCUGAGGAAGGAAGCUCUGAACCUCGGAUCGGUCAGUCAGAGGUUGUCAUGGUAACACGUCCUCCUCUGCCUCCUUGUUAGAGACUGAGGGGACCCUGGUGAGGCUGCAGAGAGUCCCCGGACCACAGAGACUCAGACCGCCGCAGCCCCCAUGCAGGCGCGUAAGAAGUAUGUCCUGCUGGGCCUUUGUGCGUGCUCCUGGCUUGUCCUCUUCUACUGCGGCGGAGGAGUCCAACUACGUGUGCUGCGCCUGAUAACACGCCACCGCGCGGAAGUCCUGCACCCUUGGCCCAACUGGACCGACCGGGCCUUCCUGCCCCGCUACGCCCAUCUGGACGAACUCCAGACCGACCCAGGGACCGCCGAGUCACCAAGACAGCGUCGACAAGCAUGGUCCACCAUCUACAGAGACAGCCGCUGCCGCAUGGAGACCUGCUUCGACUUUUCUCGGUGCCGGCGCCGGGGACGCGAGGGGUUCAGGGUCUACAUCUACCCAUCAGAGAAAGGUGAGCGCGUGUCGGAGAGCUACAGAAAGAUCCUGGCCUCCAUCUCUGAGUCCCGCUACUAUACGUCAGACCCUCGAGAGGCAUGUCUGUUUGUGCUCGGCAUAGACACAUUGGACCGGGACCAGCUGUCAGGACAGUUUGUCCCCAACAUGGACGAACGCAUCCGCAGUUACCCUUCAUGGAACGAUGGGCGGAACCACCUGAUCUUCAACCUGUAUUCGGGCACCUGGCCCAACUACACUGAGGACCUGGGCUUCAACGUGGGCCAGGCCAUCUUAGCCAAAGCUAGCCUGAACACGGAAUACUUCCGGCCCGGUUUCGACGUGUCCAUCCCGCUCUUCUCCAAGGAUCACCCUCAGAAGGGGGGGGGACGGGGCUGGCUCCUGAGGAAUACCACGCCGCCGCGGAGAAAGUACCUGCUGAUGUUCAAGGGGAAGCGAUACCUGACCGGCAUCGGCUCCGACACCCGGAACGCUCUUCAUCACAUCCACAACGGGAAGGACAUUGUUUCCAUGACGACCUGCCGCCACGGGAAGGACUGGGAGAAGCACAAGGACGCUCGGUGUGACCAUGACAACCUGGAAUAUGAGAGACGCCGGCGGCGGGCGUCGCCCUCGGGUUCGCCUUCGGUGCGUCUCACGGCCCCCGAGGGCCCGAACCCGCAGGCGGCUCCCUUUGCGGGCCCAUCUAUGGGAUCUAGUUCUCAGCUGAAGGCAGUCGGGCCUUUCCGUUCCUCCAGCAGCUCAUUCCCUCCUGUUCUGUUCUUCCAUGUUUGGCGUCCGCUCCAUCAGACCUGGACCUCGGAGUUGACCCAGAGGGCGGGUCUGUUAUCUGACCUUCAGCAGCGCUCGCCAGAAUGCGGUUCCAAGUUUUAUAAAUGGAGGAAGAACAUUUCCGGCAGAGGUGGAGGAGAUGGUGGCGCUCUGCUCAGGCUGCUUAGAGGGUGGCUUCAGGUUAAUGAUCCGCCGCACCUGCUGCUCCAGCAGAUUAACCUGGAGGGACCGGGACAACAAGUCAUCCGAGUCACGUCCAGAAUCAGCAGGGAGGAGGAGGAGGAGGAGGAGGAGGAGGAGGAGGAGGACCUGUUCUCCUCGUCCUGCAGCAGAUUGGAUGAAGAAAAGCUAAGAUCUGACCCUCCCCCACCUGUUUCUGCUCCGCUGUGCGUCCAGGCGGCGUGCAUCCCCGUCCUGCUGAGUAACGGCUGGGAGCUGCCCUUCUCUGAUGUCAUCCAGUGGAACCAGGCCGUCGUCGAGGGAGACGAGAGGUUACUGCUGCAGGUGCCAUCCACGGUGCGGGCGGUACCAAACCAGCGGGUCCUGGAGCUCCGUCAGAGGACACAGAUGUUAUGGGACGCCUACUUUUCCUCUGUGGACAAGAUUGUCCUCACCACACUGGAGAUCAUCAAGGACCGGAUCUUCUCUCACAUCUCCAGGAACAAGUACAUGUGGAACUCGCUGCCAGGAGGUCUGCUGGUUCUGCCAGAGUUCUCCACCCACCUGGCCCACUUCCCCUUCUACUACCUGGGCCUCGGGAUCAGUUCUGGUCACGAGUUCACCGCCGUCAUCCACGCCGUCUCGCCAUUGGUCUCCCAGUCGCAGCCAAUCAUGAAGCUGCUUCAGGUCGUCUCCAAGUCCAAGUACUGCUCACAGAUCAUCAUCCUGUGGAACUGCGAGAAGCCCCCCCCCAGCCGCAGCAAGUGGCCCCCCAUGCCCGUCCCUCUCAUCGUGACGGAGGGCAGGAGGAAGACCACCAGCCGCUUCCUGCCUCACGUCGCCAUAGAGACGGAGGCGGUGCUUAGCCUGGACGAGGACACGGUGCUGCUGACCAGCGAGGUGAACUUCGCCUUCCUGGUGUGGAGGAGCUUCCCGGACCGGAUCGUGGGCUAUCCUCCCCGGAGCCACUUCUGGGACCCGCUGAAGCAGGCCUGGGGCUACACCUCCAAAUGGACCAACGAGUACUCCAUGGUCCUGACGGGCGCCGCCUUCUACCACAGGUACUACAACUUCCUGUUCUCCCACUUCCUGCCGCAGUCGCUGCGGGCGCUGGUAGACCGAACCGCCAACUGCGAGGACAUCCUGAUGAACUUCCUGGUGUCUGCCGCCACCCACCUACCGCCAGUCAAGGUGGCCCAAAGGAAGCAGUACAAGGAGGUUCUGCCCCCGCAGGGCGUGAACAGCGCCCCCUGGGCCCACCCGGAGCACUUCGCCCAGCGGCAGGACUGCGUCAACGCCUUCGCCAGCUGGUUCGGCUACAUGCCGCUAGUCCACUCCCAGCUGCGCCUCGACCCGGUUCUCUUCAAGGACCAGGUGUCCGUCUUCCGGAAGCGGUACAAAGACCUGGAGCGGGCGUAGCGCCAGGAGCCGCCACAGGGGGGACCUCUCUGGCCCGAUCCCCUGGUUCUGGAUGCUUCUGGCAGGACCGGGUCUCAGAGGGAAAUGGACUCCAAAGGACAGUGUCACCGCUGCAGAAAGAACGCCUGAGGAACCGUCACUGGUUCUGUUGGUAGAACCCAACCAGAACCGCUGAUCUUAAACAGAUUGUUUCAGUAAAAUAUGUCAAAACAAUAAAGAGGUUCCUGAUCGGCCCGGCGAUCCAACCUGGUUCUGG
This is a messenger RNA of Cyprinodon variegatus (sheepshead minnow), 3692 nucleotides long. It is a transcript of the gene ext1c, whose product is annotated as exostosin-1c-like. Lineage: Eukaryota; Metazoa; Chordata; Actinopteri; Cyprinodontiformes; Cyprinodontidae. Gene Ontology annotation, cellular component: membrane. Bases 731 to 3436 code for a protein of 901 amino acids. Gene Ontology annotation, molecular function: glycosyltransferase activity. The transcript is spliced from 14 exons. The record is from RefSeq and is a predicted model, not a curated record.